This is a messenger RNA of Bubalus bubalis (water buffalo), 2034 nucleotides long. RefSeq names its product transmembrane protein 184A (gene TMEM184A). The transcript is spliced from 9 exons. Gene Ontology annotation, molecular function: transporter activity. Gene Ontology annotation, biological process: transport. The coding region runs from base 300 to 1877 and encodes 525 amino acids. Gene Ontology annotation, cellular component: early endosome membrane. The record is from RefSeq and is a predicted model, not a curated record. Lineage: Eukaryota; Metazoa; Chordata; Mammalia; Artiodactyla; Bovidae.
GGUACAUUCCGCACGGACUGCAAGACAUGGGAGGUGCCAGAGCCCCGGGAGGCGCGGCUCCCUGAGGUGGGGCAGUUGAGGGCAGAAGGGACGGAAGACAGGAAAAUAGAGCAGCGUGAACAGAGCAGGGCUGGGUGGGGGUGCUCCGAGUGUGGCAAACGCCACAUCACCCCACUCAACCCUCACCGCACGUGAAGUGGGCCUCGGACCCCCGGCCACACGGACGGGCCGGGCAGACGCAGGACCCAGAGCCACGGCAGUCCCUGGUCCAGCAAGACCCAUGCCUGGAGGUCGGAGCCAUGACGGCCAGGUGGGUGGUGGGUGGGAAGGACUGCUGGCCCCAACCCUGGGCGGGGCAUGGAGGAGGGCAUGGCUGGGCUACCCAGGCAGGUAGGGCCGGCCUGGCAGGGCAGCUGGGGCGGGCAGCAGGGAGGCAUUUGCUGGGUCUGGGGCAAGGCCAGCACUUUCCCAGCAGCAGGCCUAUCGGAUUGACCCCGGCCGCCGGGAGGAGGCACGGCAGAGGCCUGGAGGUCUGGCGGUGGUUCCAGACAGCCCGCCACCCCCACAGGCCCGGAGGCCUGCGUCAGACCUGCCUCAGGCCCGGCCGGAUGGCCGAGGGCGUUACCAGGGAGAUGACUGACGCCCCGGGGCUCCCGGGCACCCCCCUGGCGUGGACGCCGCCGGCCAGGCCUGCUGGACAGCAGAUGGAGCAUGCGGGGAACGGCUCCCAGGGCCCCGGGCCUCUCUUCCUCACCUCACCGCUGGCCCGCGGCGUCUCGGGCAUCUUCGUGUGGGCGGCCCUGGUGCUCACCGGCCACCAGAUCUACCUGCACCUGCGCUCCUACACGGUGCCCCACGAGCAGCGCUACAUCAUCCGCCUGCUGUUCAUCGUCCCCGUCUAUGCCUUCGACUCCUGGCUCAGCCUCCUCCUCCUGGGGGCCCACCAGCACUACGUCUACUUCGACUCCGUGAGGGAUUGCUACGAAGCCUUUGUCAUUUACAGCUUUCUGAGCCUCUGUUUCCAGUACCUGGGGGGUGAGAGCGCCAUCAUGGCUGAGAUCCGGGGAAAGCCCGUCAGGACCAGCUGCUUCCACGGCACCUGCUGCCUUCGGGGCAUGACCUACUCCAUCGGCUUUCUGCGCUUCUGCAAGCAGGCCACGCUGCAGUUCUGCAUUGUGAAGCCCAUCAUGGCCUUGGUCACCAUCUUCCUGCAGGCGUUCGGCAAAUACCACGACGGGGACUUCAACGUCCGCAGCGGCUACCUGUACGUCACCCUCGUCUACAACGCCUCGGUCAGCCUGGCGCUCUACGCCCUGUUCCUCUUCUACUCCGCCACCAGGGAGCUGCUGCAGCCCUUUGAGCCCGUCCUCAAGUUCCUCACCAUCAAGGCCGUCAUCUUCCUCUCUUUCUGGCAGGGGCUGCUGCUGGCCAUCCUGGAGAGGUGUGGGGUCAUCCCCGAGGUCCAGGUCAUCGAUGGGAGCACAGUGGGGGCCGGCACGGUGGCCGCCGGCUACCAGAACUUCAUCAUCUGCAUCGAGAUGCUCUUUGCUUCCAUCGCCCUGCGCUAUGCCUUCACCUGCCAGGUGUACUCGGAGAAGACAGAGAGCUCGCCAGCCCCCUCAGCACCCAUGCAGAGCAUCUCCAGUGGCCUCAAGGAGACCAUGAGCCCGCAGGACAUCGUGCAGGACGCCAUCCAUAACUUCUCCCCCGCCUACCAGAAGUACACGCAGCAGGCCACACAGGAGGCCCCCCGGCCUGGCCAGGGCAGCGCGCCCUCACCCCGCACGCCCCCCCACAGCCCGGAUGGUGGCCCUGGCGGGGGCAGGAAGGGCCGCAAUGUGGAGAAGAGGAUGCUAAUACCCGCGGAGGAGCUGUAGGGGGCCCACGGUUAGCAGCCGCCUGGAAAGGACAGGGAGCCCUGCCUGCUGACCAUCUUGCCAAAGGUCAGGCCUCUCCUGGGAGCCUCCUGCCCACCCACCUGCGGCCGGUGGAGUGGGUCACCUGGUAGCCCUGCUAGGCGCCCAGGGGCUGCUC